Molecule: messenger RNA, 1048 nt
Organism: Fundulus heteroclitus (mummichog)
Lineage: Eukaryota; Metazoa; Chordata; Actinopteri; Cyprinodontiformes; Fundulidae
Product: rho-related GTP-binding protein RhoG
Exons: 2
Coding region: 125-700 (191 amino acids)
Biological process (GO): regulation of actin cytoskeleton organization; establishment or maintenance of cell polarity; small GTPase-mediated signal transduction
Cellular component (GO): cell cortex; cell projection; cytoskeleton
Molecular function (GO): GTPase activity; protein kinase binding; GTP binding
Source: RefSeq, a predicted model, not a curated record
CACCUUCUUGCAUGACUUCCUGCUUGUACCUAUGACUCAAUGAAAGCUUAAAGCUGAUUUUUACCAGGCGCAAAAGGAUCGAAAACCAAGAGCUGGUGCUGCUGCCCUAGUUGUUAUAAGGAGAAUGCAGAGCGUAAAGUGUGUGAUGGUGGGUGACGGGGAAGUGGGUAAAACCUUUCUCCUCAUCGCUUAUGCGACUAGCGUCUUUAAGCAAAAGUACCUGUCCGCCGUUUUUGACAAUUACACCGGGGAGAUAAAUGUGGACGGCCGCACCGUCACCCUCAAUCUGUGGGACACCGCAGGCCGUGAGGGGUACGAGCGGCUGCGGACCCUCAGCUAUGCCCAGGCGGAUGUUUUCAUAGUCUGCUUCUCUAUCGGCAGCCCUUCCUCUUAUGCCAACGUCAGGCUCAAGUGGAAACCCGAGGUGUCCCAACACUGCCCCAAAGCGCCGAUCCUGCUGCUGGGCACCAAGAGGGACCUGAGAGGGGACGAAGAGACGGUGAGGAGGUUAAAGGAGGAGGGUUUGGCCCCCAGCACCCAGCAGCAGGGGGACAUCCUGGCCGAGCAGAUCGGGGCUGUUAAGUACGUGGAGUGUUCUGCCCUGCAACAGGAAAACAUCGAGGAGGUGUUUGAGGAAGCCGUGAGGGCGGUGUUGUUUCCAGCCACUAAGAAGAAUUGCAUAAAGUGCGCUCUUUUGUGAUAAAGGUUCCCAGGUUUGGACUGUGGAGAGAAAGGAUGGAGAUGAAGAGACGCGAAGACCUCCAAAACAAGGUUAUCUGGCUUCUUUCUCAGUUUCUUUUCUCCCAUGUUACUCCUUUCUUCCCCAGUCCCUCAUAUCCUGGAGGAGCACAGUAAAAAGAAUGAAAGUGAAAGGAGCAGACCAUAUGUCACAUAUUAAUUUGAUCUUUUCUUUAUUUUUAAAUGCUCACAUUUUCAGUGUUUUAGACUAUUAGUAGGUGUUUUACAUUGCAGCAUUAUUUUCUGAACAAUUUGAAUUAGAAUUAGUUUUUUUUGUACAACUUUCAGAUUUUUUCUCAUCUUGUCUUCU